AUGGCAAAGGAGAGCGUAUUUCAGGAUCUCCUGGAAAUCCUGAGGAGCACCUCAAGUGAGAUUGAGCAGGCCUGUGAGGGCUCCUGUGAACUGGUGGAUCUCAGCUCCUGCCUGCUGCUCGUAGCAGAGUGCUACAGGUGCCUGAGGAAUGCCUGCAUUGAGUGUGCCAAAAAUCAACGUGCCAUCAGGAACUUGGGUCUCAUCCCUACGUCUGUCCAUUUGAUCAAAUUGCUUCAUGGAAUACAAAUCAAAGGAGAAUUGUUAUUGACUGCUCUUCGUUGUAGUCUCCAGUUUCUUGGAAACAUUGCAGCAGGAAAUGGAGAUUCCCAGAAUAGCAUCUGGAAGUGUGCUUUCCCAGAUCUCUUCUUGACAUGCCUAACAUACAGAGAUGAGAAAGUUGUUGCUUAUUGUUGUAUGGUCCUCUUCACCUGCCUUAAUUCAGAGAAAGUGCCUGAGCUGCUGGAUCCUGGGAACUUGCCUGUGGCUCUUCAUGUCCUGAAAGUCUACAAAGAGCAGUUGGAGUCUGAGUGGUCGUUCUUGAUUAUUACAGACCAUUUGCUGAAAUGUCCAGAGUUGGUAGAAGCCCUUUAUGCCAAACUGAGCAAUCAAGAAAGGGUUACUUUUUUAGAGCUAAUGAUGGCAAAAGUAAGUGAGAAGAACCCAGCUACCAGUGAGGAAAUGAAUUUAUUCAUGAGACUUGCUGACUUCCUUGCAGGCUGUUUCCAAGAGAAGUGUCAAGUUGUGCUCAAGUUCACUUCUGGAGCAGAUGCAGGAGAUGAG
Molecule: messenger RNA, 780 nt
Organism: Merops nubicus (carmine bee-eater)
Lineage: Eukaryota; Metazoa; Chordata; Aves; Coraciiformes; Meropidae
Gene: ATXN10
Product: ataxin 10
Exons: 6
Biological process (GO): neuron projection development
Cellular component (GO): cytosol
Source: RefSeq, a predicted model, not a curated record